Messenger RNA from Cicer arietinum (chickpea), 1398 nucleotides. Its product is annotated as protein neprosin-like. The record is from RefSeq and is a predicted model, not a curated record. Lineage: Eukaryota; Viridiplantae; Streptophyta; Magnoliopsida; Fabales; Fabaceae.
GUUUUAUCUUGAAUGCCUACCAUUUUAGUAAAGAAGAAACUAUAUCAAGGUGCAAUGGAGAAAUAUAAUGUUGCAAUCUUGUUGCUUUGGGUGUUCAUUGCAUUGUGUAACAUACUUGAAUUGAAAGUUGAAGCAAAAGCAUCAUCACAUUUUGAAAGAGAAAUCGAAGCCAAAUUAAAGCUCCUCAACAAGCCUGCAGUGAAAUCCAUUAAGAGCGAAGAUGGAGAUAUCAUUGAUUGCAUCGAUAUCUACAAACAACUUGCUUUUGAUCAUCCAACUUUAAAAAAUCACACUAUUAAGAGAGUACCUGAUUUUGUUCUUGAAUCCGAAAGUCCAAGCAGGGAAAAUAGUUUGAACGCAAGCAGUGAUGUGUUUCAAACAUGGCAAAAAAGUGGAAGUUGUCCGGAAGGAACUGUCCCUAUUAGGAGAAUUCUUAAGGAAGAUUUGUUGAGAGUUUCUUCACUUGAUCGCUUUGGACAAAAACCCAUUGAACCAUUUUUCAAUUCAACAAAUAUAUCAAACCUUAAUUUCUCCAACCUCACUGCCAAUGAUGGUCAAGUUAAUUUGAUAAAUCGCUCGGAUGCGCAUCUUGUGGCAUACGGAUUCAAUUUUAUAGGCGCACAAGCAAGUAUUAAUGUUUGGAAUCCAAAUGUUGAACGCGAAGAGGAUUUCACUACUGCUCAAAUGUGGCUUAAGACAAACAAUGGUCCUAAUUUUGAAAGUAUUGAAUCCGGAUGGAUGGUUAAUCCAAAAUUGUAUGGCGACCACAAUACUCGAUUAUUUGUCUAUUGGACUAAAGAUUCUUACAAUUCAACCGGUUGUUUUGAUCUUACAUGUCAAGGUUUUGUGCAAACAAACAAAGACAUAGUGCUUGGUGGUACCCUAGGACCUAUUUCAUCCCCUUUUAAGCAACAGUAUGAAUUCAACGUUGGAAUAUUUUGGGAUAAUGAGGGGAACUGGUGGCUCAAAGUGAUGAAUAGCAUCCCCGUAGGAUAUUGGCCAGCUGAGUUUUUGGGUGGUUUAAAACACAGUGCCACAUUGAUUCAAUGGGGUGGACAAGUGUUUAGUUAUGCGGUCAAAACAGAUCCUCCUCACACUGGAACACAGAUGGGUAGUGGAAGUGAAGCAAAUGGUCGAUUUGGUGUCGCAUGUUACAUGAGUAAUGUGAGAAUUAAAGAUUAUUCACAAUCUCUUAAAUAUCCACAAUUUGUAAGUACACAUGCUGCAGAACCAUAUUGUUACAAUACUCUCAAUGAUGCUCCAUAUGGAAAAGACCCUGUAUUCUAUUUUGGAGGGGCAGGACGAAAGCCUCCUUAUUGUCCUUGAACCCACAUUAAAAACCAUAUAACUGUAUAUUGAUUGUAUUUGAUGAAUAAUAGAUAAACAUAUAUUUCUCCA